AUGGCUGAUGGCAACUAUAGACCCGAGAAUGGUGAGCGGCCGAAACCACUUAUUAAAGUUCUACUAAAGACAAUGUUAACCGUUGCUACACAAUAUCAGACCGGAGCCAUAUCUAAUGCUUUCAACUCCGACUUUCUCAAUUUACUUCUUCACGGAUUCGCUAUUGAUCCUGACCCCGCAAUUCGAAUUAUUGUUCAGAAGAUCCUACACACUCUUAUCGAUAGACAUGGUAACACAGAACGCCUCCUUACUGUACAGUGA
Protopolystoma xenopodis is the source of this 261-nucleotide messenger RNA. NCBI's taxonomy places the organism in Eukaryota, Metazoa, Platyhelminthes, Monogenea, Polystomatidea, Polystomatidae. The record is from the annotation of a GenBank genome assembly.